GUGACAAAUCAGGGAGGCAAUGGGAUGAGAGGAAUAUCAGUAAUAUUUUAGGAUACUAAGUCAAAUCUAACCAGAGUAUUAUGAUGUAUCAAGAUGAGGGCGUCACGGCGACAACCGUCGUGGACCGUCGGCUGCCGAAGCCCUAUAAACAUUGCAGGGUCUUCGGUCAAUCCCCUACCUGCGAUGGAUCCAGAAGCUGCUUCCGUCCUCUCCCUAUUCUCCGCCGUCGAGCUCACAUCAGUCGCUGCUGCCUCCUCGAAUCGGCCCUUCUUCUCAACCACUACGGCGGAAGAUGACCUCCCCGACCUGUCACCAUCCCCAGAUAGUUCACCCCCACCGCCGGGGAAGCGGAAGAGACGGAGGUCGCAAAAGGAUUCUGGUGAGAGUGAAAGACAGCUGUUAGAGGCGUUAAGGACAAGAUUGGAGCCGGAGGUGCAUGAGACUCUCGCGCGGACAUUGCUGCCGAAUGAGCGGCUUCAAGCAAUCAAAGGCGGUGUAUCGAAAGACGAGGACGUCAAGAGCAAGGCCCUGGAUGAGUCUGAAGACGACGUCCUGUCCGAAGUCGUGAAGUCAGAACGGGGUCGGGAAGACAAAAAGACCGCCCUGGAACAGCUCGCUGAAGAAGAAGAAGCCUACGAACAAUCUCUUGCCUUGGAAGACGACAAAAAGAUAUCCAACAUGGACCUCUUGCUGGGUCUAGGAAACGAUAAAGAUACCAAGUCCGAGCCUGAUGAGACCAAGAUUGAGAAUGCGAUGGAUGCUGUCCUUGGCCUUACUGCGGUGAAGAGUGAGGAUGACGAGGAGGAGCAUGAGAAAAUGUGUGCGAUGACUGCGAUUUUGGACCUCCGUAGGGAGGUCAAGGAAGGGAUGGAGGAAGUGCUCCGUGAGGUUAAGGCGGAGAGUAUGGAUGAGAUACUUGGGUUAGGGAGGUACGCAGCUGGGUGAAGGUUUUGGGAGGAUCAAGUCACUCAAUGAUCCUUAAGGCCUGCGAAGUAGAGCAGAAGCCAAUGAAGCAGUACCUUGGCUC
Molecule: messenger RNA, 1027 nt
Organism: Saitoella complicata NRRL Y-17804
Lineage: Eukaryota; Fungi; Ascomycota; Saitoellomycetes; Saitoellales; Saitoellaceae
Exons: 1
Coding region: 94-945 (283 amino acids)
Source: RefSeq, a predicted model, not a curated record